AUGCGAGUGGAAGAGGAUGCGAGUGGAAGAGGAUGCGAGUGGAAGAGGAUGAGAGUGGAAGAGGAUGUGAGCGGAAGUGGAUAUCCAGAGAGCAGUGCCGAAGGCCAGGCCUUCAAUACAAGACUUCUCAUCUGCACGAAAAUGAGGUUCCAGGCGCCGUUCACCGGCCGCCGCCUGCGUCGCCAGUUGUUCUUCGUGUCCGUGGUGAUUGCUGGAGGUCUGUUGCUGAUCUCGACGAACGGUGAUCGCAGCUCCAAGGUCCCCGUCGCCGCCAAGGCGAAGGACCGCGCGCGCGUGCCGGGCGACCCGCCCGCCCUUGUGGUGCACCUGGACCUGAAGGGCUCGCCGCCCACCAUGCCCUUCCUCAAGAGCUUCCUGGAGCUGAUCGCCGAGGAGGGCGCCGACGGAUUGCUGCUCGAGUACGAGGACACCUUCCCCUUCGAAGGGCACCUCGCCAACCUCUCCGCCCCCCACGCCUACACCAAGGAGCAGGUGCUGCAGCUGCUGGAGUGGGCGGCGGAGCUGCGCCUGCAAGUGAUCCCGCUCGUGCAGACCUUCGGCCAUCUGGAGUACGCGCUCAAGCUGCCCGAGUUCAGCCACCUGCGCGAGAGCAAAGAGUCGAUGGCGGCGCUGUGCCCCUUGCACACCGGCACCAUGAAACGCUGGGUGGCUGGAUCGCCGCCUGCCGCCUGCCCCCCUUGGCCGCCCUGCCCAGCCCUGGCCCCAUCGCCCCUGCCCGCCCUGCCCGCCCUGCCCCCCUGUCCGCCCCUGCCGCCCUGCCGCCCCUGCCGCCUGCCGCCCCUGCCGCCCCUGCCCGCCACCUGCCGCCCUGCCCAGCCUCACUGCCGCCCCGCCCCUGCCGUUUCACCUCGCCGACCUCCCCCUUCCCGCCCCGCCCCCGACGCCCGCCCGCCUCGCCCGCCGCCGCGCCCCGCGCCGCUGUCCCCCCCGCUCCGCCCGCCCGCCUCGCUCUCGCCCCCGUCGCCCCGCCUCGCCCGCCCGCCCGCCCGUCUUAAAGAAUGUUUCAAAAUUUAUGUCGUUGUUAGGAGAAUAAUAAAAUUGUUUAAUAUAACAAUGAUCAAUUUAACAAUCUACUUGCUUACAAUGUUUUUACGUCCACCACUUCUUAUAAUACAUUUGAACAAUGAAUAUAAUAUUAUGAAUAAUAUUAUAUUCAUUAUUCCCAUACGAAUUAAUAUAACCCCCAUAACCUCAUAA
Molecule: messenger RNA, 1218 nt
Organism: Gryllus bimaculatus (two-spotted cricket)
Lineage: Eukaryota; Metazoa; Arthropoda; Insecta; Orthoptera; Gryllidae
Source: the annotation of a GenBank genome assembly